CGAGGUCUAAGAACAAUGUAUAGAAGAAGGUCACAGUGCUGCCCUGGAUACUACGAAAGUGAUGAUUACUGUAUCCCACUGUGCACAGAAGAAUGCAUGCAUGGGAGGUGUGUUUCUCCAGAUACCUGUCAGUGUGAACCUGGCUGGGGAGGAACAGACUGCUCAAGUGGCUGUGACAGUGAACACUGGGGACCACAUUGCAGUAACCGUUGCCAGUGUCAAAACAGAGCCCUGUGUAACCCCAUCACUGGGUCCUGUGUCUGUGCUGAUGGAUAUAAGGGAUGGCGAUGUGAAGAACCCUGUGACCAUGGAAAGUAUGGAAAAGGAUGUCAGUAUCAGUGUCAGUGUCAAAAUGGAGCGACUUGUGAUCAUGAGACUGGAGAGUGCCAUUGUUCUCCGGGUUACACUGGCGCGUUUUGUGAAGAACGCUGCCCAUCUGGCAGUCAUGGAGCCCACUGUGAAUUACGGUGCCCAUGUCAGAAUGGUGGCAAAUGUCACCAUAUCACUGGAGAUUGCUCUUGUCCAGCUGGUUGGAUGGGAUUGGUCUGUGCACAGCCAUGCCCAUUUGGAAAAUUUGGGAUCAACUGUACCCAAGACUGCCCUUGUCAUAAUGGAGGACAGUGUGACCAUGUGACUGGAAAGUGCCAUUGUAUAGCUGGAUAUACAGGUGACAGAUGUCAGGAGGAAUGCCCUGUUGGCAGCUACGGCUUACAGUGUGCCCAAAGGUGUGAGUGCCUUAAUAGAGCUGAAUGUUACCACGUUAAUGGAGCAUGUCUUUGUGAGCCAGGGUUCUCAGGCAAUCGUUGUCAAAACAGAAUGUGUCCAGAUGGGUUAUAUGGACUGAAGUGCAACAAGCAGUGUCCUUGCAGUGGCAAACACAGUCAAAGCUGCCACCCUUUAUCUGGUGAAUGUUCUUGUAAAGCAGGCUGGACUGGGCUAUACUGCAAUGAGACUUGUUCCUCUGGGUUUCAUGGAGAGAACUGUCAGCAAAUCUGUAACUGUCAGAAUGGGGCUGAUUGUGACAGUAUCACUGGUAAAUGUGUUUGUGCUCCGGGAUUUGAGGGAGAAGAUUGCUCCUUAUCAUGCCUUCCUGGUAAAUACGGAGCUAACUGCUCAUCUACUUGUCGAUGCAAACAUGGUGGUGUGUGUUCUCCCAUUGAUGGUUCCUGUAUUUGUAAAGCAGGUUGGCAGGGAGUGGACUGCUCAAUCCCUUGUUCCAGUGCUACGUGGGGAACUUACUGCAACAAUAGCUGUACCUGUGUCAAUGGAGCAUCUUGUAAUCCAGAGGAUGGCUCAUGCACAUGUUCCCCAGGCUGGCACGGAGAAAAGUGUGAUGAGCCAUGUCCGGAUGGAACAUAUGGUCUAAGCUGUAGUAAACAUUGUGACUGCUGUCAUGCAAGCAGUUGUGAUCCAGUCACUGGAUUCUGUCACUGUGUAACUGGUUGGACUGGCAUUCGCUGUGACAAUGUGUGUCAGCAGGGUCAUUGGGGUCCAAACUGCUCCAUUUCCUGUAACUGUGAAAAUGGUGGCUCCUGUUCACCUGAGGAUGGGACUUGUGUGUGUGCACCUGGAUUUCGUGGAGUUGCAUGCCAGAGGAUCUGUUCACCUGGAUUUUAUGGCCAUCAUUGCAAUCAAGCUUGUCCGCAGUGUGUGCACAGUAUUGGACCAUGUCACCAUGUCACAGGCCGCUGUGAAUGCUUGUCGGGCUUCACCGGUUCACUCUGCAAUCAAGUAUGUGCUGUUGGAAAAUUUGGCAAGAACUGCUCUAACACUUGCUCCUGCUCAAACAAUGGCACCUGUAAUCCUAUCGAUGGCUCUUGUCAGUGUUUCCCAGGCUGGAUUGGAAAAAACUGUUAUCAGACUUGCCAGCCAGGUUACUGGGGCCCCAACUGUAUCCAUAUAUGUAACUGCCAUAAUGGAGCAGUGUGCAGUCCUUAUGGUGGAGAAUGUCGAUGUACACAGGGCUGGACUGGCUUGUAUUGCACACAGAGGUGCCCAAUGGGCUUCUAUGGAAAAGAUUGCAUUCAACUCUGCAAAUGCCAAAAUGGAGCAGACUGUGACUAUGUGACCGGAGAAUGCACGUGUCGCACAGGAUUCAUUGGGAAAUACUGCGAGCAGAAGUGUCCUCCUGGUACAUUUGGCUAUGGUUGUCAACAGCUAUGUGAGUGCAUGAAUAAUGGCACCUGUGAUCAUGUGACUGGGACCUGCUACUGCACAUCUGGAUUCAAAGGCAUCCGGUGUGACCAAGCUGCUCUACUGAUGGAUGAACUAAACCCCUACACAAGGAUCAGUCCAGCACUAGCAUCAGACAGGCACUCCAUUGGAGCCAUAUCUGGGAUCAUUAUUCUUCUCUUGAUAAUAGUUGUAUUACUGAUUCUGUUCAUCUGGUACAAAUGGAAAAAGAAAGAGAAAGGACACGACAUGCCCAGCGUAUCAUAUACUCCUGCCAUGCGGAUAACUAAUACAGACUAUUCUCUCUCUGAUCCAUCUCAGAAUACCAGCACCCUUCACUGUUUCAACAACCCUAGUUACCACACACUAUCCCAGAGUGGGAGACUCACCCGUUUUAUCAAUAACUCGGAUGAAAGAUGCUAUAUCAAGACAAAAAAACAGCUUUUCUCAAGUCUCAAGAGUAUACAGCUUUCUGGACAAGAAGGCUGUAGACAAGAUUUCAACAACUCAUUGCAUCCUGAAUGGAGAUACUACAGUAACUUGAAUAAUUUAGAUUAUAUGAAGGGCUCAGUGUGCAGUUCCAGCACAUGUUCGUUAAACAGCAGUGAAAACCCGUACGCUACCAUUAAAGACCCGCCAAUGUUAACCUGCAAGCAUUCUGAAAGCAGCUACGUAGAGAUGAAGUCCCCUGUUCACAGGGAUGUCCCCUACACGGAGACCGGAACCUCCACAAACAAAAACAUCUACGAAGUUGAGCCAACAAUAAGUGUAGUUCAAGGAGGUCAGGGAAUCACCCCAAGCUGCAGCCAGAACCCAUAUGACCUUCCUAAGAACAGCCACAUUCCAAGUCACUAUGACUUACUACCUGUGAGGCUCAGCCCAACACAUGACUUGGAUGAUAAAGCGUGUAACAAACCAAUCAAAGCAUGA
Molecule: messenger RNA, 3102 nt
Organism: Hemiscyllium ocellatum (epaulette shark)
Lineage: Eukaryota; Metazoa; Chordata; Chondrichthyes; Orectolobiformes; Hemiscylliidae
Gene: megf11
Product: multiple EGF-like-domains 11
Exons: 21
Coding region: 16-3102 (1028 amino acids)
Cellular component (GO): membrane
Molecular function (GO): protein binding
Source: RefSeq, a predicted model, not a curated record